CAAACGCCCACUGCUUCCAUCCAUAAAUAACGCACCCCCCCUUCUCAAAAAACGAAACCCUAACCCUCUCUCUCCCUCUCUACCCCGUCACCUCUCCAACCAUUCCAUCCAUGAGUGCCUUCCCCUUCCAUAUGGCCAUCGCGGCCCUCGCCGGCGCCUCCGUCGCCGCCUUCUCCUCCUAUUACUUGCACCGUCGAUCCUUAGCAGAGCUCCUCGAGUUCGCUCUCGCCAUCGAGCGCAGCAGGGGAGGAACCGAGGCCGAUAGCUCCUCUAGCGGCGGCAGGCAAGUGAAUCUGAGAAAGGAGAAACAGCGGAGGGGAGCGACGGUUAACGGACGACGGAGACGGAAGUUGGCCGGCAGGAAGUGUUCGAUGGCGGAGUUGGGGGAUGGGUUGGUUGACGAGAAUGAUGGAGAGAUGGUGAGGAAGGAAAAAGGUUUGUCGCGGAUUGAGAGGUUGCCUGGAGGGACACACUGCAAGCAUGGACACUGGAUGGGGAGGUCAAGUCAUAUGCACAUGAAUUUGUGGUGACAUGUUCUUUUCGUCCAUCAUUGUUCAUGAUACAAAUGUACAUGUUAAUUUUUCUAUUUUUUUGGGUACCUACUAAG
Molecule: messenger RNA, 607 nt
Organism: Phalaenopsis equestris
Lineage: Eukaryota; Viridiplantae; Streptophyta; Magnoliopsida; Asparagales; Orchidaceae
Exons: 2
Coding region: 111-530 (139 amino acids)
Source: RefSeq, a predicted model, not a curated record